AUGGAAUGUCUAAUAUCAGUGAAACGAACUCAUACCAGAAAAAUGGAAACAUCCGGCAAAACACGUGAAGCUGUUCUUGUUAAAGAUUUCACAGUUGUACCGAUAAAAUUUGAAGAAUCCAGUUGUGCCUGUCAUAAUAUCUACUUUAAAGAACAUUCACUACAUAGAGAGGAUACCAAACCUAAAGGAAGGACAUUAUUUAUAACUAAUAUACCCCCUUACUGCACUACGGAAGUACUCCAUAGAUUGUUUUCCCAAUUUGGAAAUAUUCAAGCAGCAUUCUUCAGUGAGGAUGAAAAACCUCAAAAUAAGUCAAGAAGAAACAAAAUUCAGCUUAAAAAUUCUUUCAUUGAAAAUAUAUCAACUAAGGGUUUUAAAACAGCAUAUGUCCUUUAUAGAGAUAAAAACAGUAUAGUUCGAGCUUUAAAAGCCUCAUAUGAUAAACCAUUUAUUAUAUCAACACCAACACAACCUGUUUUAACAGGUCUCAGAAAAUGGCAAAAAGAAUAUGAAGUAAAGCAUACAGAUUGGAAUGAACUUCAAGAAGAAAUAGAUGAGUACAUGAAAGGAUAUGAUUCUAGUCUAAGCAAAAAAAUAGAAGAAGAGAAAGAAAAAGAAGGUGUAGCUGAUGAAGAAGGCUGGGUUACAGUAACAAAACAUGGUAAAUUAAAACCUACAUCUCGUACAGAGGUAAACCAGAGAAAAUUAACUAAAAAGGAUCGAAAGAAGAAAAAAGAAAGGGAGCUAUUAAAUUUUUAUACUUUCCAAAUAAAACAAGAGAAGCAAGAUAGAAUUGCAGCUUUAAGGCAGAAAUUUGAAGAAGAUAAAGUCAAGAUUGCUCAAAUGAAAUCAGCUAGAAAAUUUAAACCAUAUUGAGAUGAUGGGAAUUAUAGAACUUGGUUCCUUGUCAGUAGGGACCAAUGAUGUUUUGACUAUGGGUAUUAUGUUGAAUACCUCUAAAAUGAUGUCAGAUGAAAUAUUCUAAAACAAUUAUGCCCUAUUUCCAGCAUUGAUCGAUUUAUUUAAGUUGAUAGCAGGACAUAUUAUUCUAUUGUGUUUAUUCUAUCAUCAAAGUAUCCUCCACUCAAGUACUGAAGAAAAGACAAAUGAAAUUGAGAAUUUAUUGUACAAAAUAUCAGUUAUGGUCGAAAUGGUGGUUGUUGAGUUAUUCUGUUUGGUUGUUGACCCCCAGAAAGAAAUGCUAGCACCAUUUGUAAUAAUCUGAAAUUGAAAUAAAAUUACUAUGUUAAACUAC
Lottia gigantea (owl limpet) is the source of this 1255-nucleotide messenger RNA. RefSeq lists its product as hypothetical. The transcript has 8 exons. Bases 1 to 876 code for a protein of 291 amino acids. Gene Ontology annotation, cellular component: UTP-C complex; CURI complex. Gene Ontology annotation, molecular function: RNA binding. The record is from RefSeq and is a predicted model, not a curated record. Gene Ontology annotation, biological process: rRNA processing; ribosomal small subunit assembly. Lineage: Eukaryota; Metazoa; Mollusca; Gastropoda; Lottiidae.